AUGGAAUAGCUCUAGAAAUUCAAACCAGAUCAACUCAUUAGAGAAAAUCUAAAGGAUAAUGACUCAAGAAAUCUGAUGAUCAUUACAGAUAACUACGAGAGCUCGCUAUAAUUUAUCUAAGACUAUUGCUAAUAAGAGGAAAAGCUGUAUGAAAUCUUUUAUGGCAGUGACUUCCCUGAUGAUUAAAAUGAGGAAUACAUCUAUGAAUAGAUAAAUGAAAUAAUUUUACAAAUGGAGAACGGAACAAUUUGUGUCUUCUUGAAUCUAAAAAGCGUAUAUCAAUCCUUCUAUGAUAUGCUGAAUCAGAAUUAUACUGAAAUAGGUAACAAAAGAUAUUCAAAGGUUGCAGUGGGAGCAAACUAAAGUCUUUGUGAGUUGCAUAGAGAAUUCAAGUGCGUGCUUGUAGUUUAGAAGAACCAAGUCGACUAAUUGGAUGGACCUCUGAAGAAUAGAUUUGAAAAGCAACUGUUUACUGAGGAUAUUAGCAUGAAUGUAUCUUUGAGAUAAAUUAAACAAAAACUUAUUACUUGGUUAUAUUAGAUUGGCACUCAUUAGAAUUUUAGCAAGAGAUCAAUGUUCCCUACUAUAGAUGAAAAUCAGUCUUUACAGCAACUGGUUAUUCAAUGUAAAGACAUUUAUGGAAAUGAUGAGGAGACAAUUAUUAAAGAAAGCAAAAGAGCUUUAAUUAGAGUUGCCACAUUCUAAGGUAUCAUAAGAUCAAAGCUAACACAAGUUGCUGACAGAGAAGAAUGGUAUAGGGAAUACAUUGAUAAGAAUUAUCAUUAUAACAUGCAAAGUCUUAUUGAACACUAUUAAGGAAUUUGGAUGAAAGAAAAAUGUUUUGAAAAAAUCAGAGGAUUCAACUUAAUCAUCUACACAUUCUCGACUUAGUUUGAAAUAGAAUCAUUAAGCAAAGUAGUUUCGAUUGAAGAAAAGAUUGUAUUGAGCAAUAUACACAAGAAAAAAUAAUUAUCCGUAUUAGUUGAAAAUUUCUUCUCAAUAGAAAACAAUAGGGAAUUGCUGUUAAUAUUUGCAGACCAGUAGAAUGACUCAAAGAAUAUCAUCAAUCUUUGUAGAAGUUAAAUUAAUAACCAAAGGACUAAAAGACUACUUGAAAUUGAAAAGAAUCCUAACUAUACUGAGGCAUCAGCAAAGCAUGUUUGCCUAAUCAUAAAACUUGAUCAAACAAUUGAAGACAAUGACUACAAUAUUAGUUUUGGUAAAGAUUGGAGGCAAUAUACCAUAGACUUGCUAAACGGUAAAGGGCAAAGUGACAUUGAUCUUAAAGAUCUGAUGAACAAAGAUCUGGACUCUCUCUUAAGUAUUGUAGCAACAUAAAGCGAGUCAUAGCAAGAUGUUAAUAUAAGUGCAGUUUCCACUCAUAAAAAAGAUAAGAUAUUUUAGCAGAGCCUGGUUGAAGCUAUAUCAAAGAUAUACUAUAGGUAAAAUAGAGAUACCUAAUUGAAGAGAAUUUCCAGAAUACAAGAGAUAUUUAGCAGUGAAAAGAACAGCUCUUUCUUAAAGAAUCUAAUUCUAAUGAAGUUUAGUAAGAAUGAAAAAUAUGAGCAGAUGAAAAAAUCCUGGAAGGAUGAUAUAGUUACAAAUGAUUUCCUUAUGAGAAGCAAUUUGACAUUUCACAGUGCUGCUAUUGAGUAUUUAAAGAGCGAACUUGUACGAAAUUUAGCAUUUAUUAUAUACUAUUUGGAAUAAGAUGGCAUUAUUACUUCUUUUGAUAAUCCAGAACUAUUUGAAUUGGGCAAGGAUUACUUUAAUAAACUAUUUACUAAUAACUACGUCAACCAAAGGCUUCAAGAUAUGUAUUACUUAACAGAGAAUUUUGACAGAAUCAAGUUCCCACUUGCUAGAGUCAUUCAUAAGUAAUUCUAAUAGCUAAAGAUUCAAUUUAUGAAGAAUGAUAAGCGAUAUGAUGAUAAAAAAAUGAUACAAAAAAGCAUAAAUCGAUUUAAGAGAGAAGAUGAUAAUAUUGAUUUAAGCAAGAAUGAGCUUAACCAAAUGGACAGAUCUUUGAGUAUUAGUAAAAAAAGGUAAGAAAGAGAUCAGCAGUUGAGAAAUGAAUUAAUUCUAAGCAAGGAUCAGCAUCUCUCAAAUAACAUAGUUGAUCUUGAUAAAUGGUGCAAGCUUUACUUCCCUAAGGAGUAUCAAAAUAUGUUGACUGAGCAUAACAAGCAGUAUCUUAAAGAUUUUUCAUAUUUGCUUAAUAACCCAGAUUCAAUUAAGUGCGAAUCUUCUAGUGUAGGUCAGAUGGAUUUUAACAAACAAUACUAGAGAUACAUAAAGUCUUCUCUGAAUAUCUUUAUGAAAGACAGAAUCAAGAAUGAUAAGAAUCUCUCAAAGUCUCAGAUUUACGGUAUCUAUUGGAAAUACGAAAACUUACUCUUCAAUGUUUGGAAAAUUAUAAAGGAAAACGCUAAGAUCAUGUCAUUAGAUAAAAUUGGCUCUAAACUUGAUAAGGAAAUGAGAAGUAGCGGAUACUUCAAAAACUCUGAUAUAAAAUACUUCCCAAAGGAGAUAUUUGUUCAAUCCGUUAUCAAGGUCUUCUAUGAUAUAUACUAUCCUACUGAGAACUCUAAGUUCACAAUCAAUUAAUGGGAGUAAAGCGUCAAACAGACAUUCCAAAGAUUAAAUGACUUGUCUUUUUAUUAUUAAGGAGUGACUUAGACGUUCGAGUCUAGAGUGAUUAUAUUCCUAUUGAAAUAUCACAAAUAGAUAAUUGAUUAUUUGAAUCCUAGUGAUGCUGUUAAUGUUUUUGCAAAAUUUGCUCAUGAUAUUAGAAAUAUUUUCGAUAAACCAUAAGAACUUUUUGCCUAUUUAUAGGAAUAGAUGGAUAGAUAUUGGUCAAAAAAUUAAGAUAUUGAACUAUAAUACUUGAUAUAUACACUGGCUAUAGAAUAUAUUGUUGACUCAUUCCAUAUUAAUGAGAGCAUUAAUCUUAAUUUCUUACUUAAUAAAGUUAUAAUAUUCCUGAUAGACCCUAAGGGGAAUCUUAAUCACAUCUAGGAGAAGGAUCAUUUUAAGUUUAAUCUCUAUAACUUAGUCAAGAUGGUUAUCAAAAUUAUUGAAAAUCAAAAAUCAAACAUGUUCUAGAAGAUAGUUUUUUAUGAUAAAGUGAAAUUUGAGCAAAACUUAAAAGAUAAUAAGCUAGAAAAUAUAAGGAUCCUCCAUGCCUUUUUGAAUCAAGUAGCCUCUUAAUAAAAUGGGGGAUGCAUAAGGUUGAGCGACCCAUUAGUUGUGGCGCUGGUUGAUAUUAUUGAAGAUACUAUCAUUCUAGAUCCUUUUGAGGAGUAAGACUUUAUAGAUAUUGAAAAUAUAAUGGUCUAAACUAGACCUAUAUUGAUGUACUAAAAACAAAUUACACCUCUGCAGUUCUAUGUGGCAGUGGCUUGCUUCAAGAAAAUAACUAAGAUAUAUGUGGAGGAGAUCUGUUUUCACAAAGAUGGGGAGGAAUCAUGUGCUGAAGAAAUGGCUUAAGUCUUUUAGACAUUUUUCUUGUGUGACACAGAUGCGUAGCGAGCAGCAUUGAAGCCAUUUGGAAUUUAUGUAAUGAAGCAAAUCUAUAAGAAGUACGAUAUUGAGAAGAAAGACAGAGAUUCAAUCCUACUUCUGAAUGAAUGGUUCAAAGAAUUUGUCUCCAUAUAGUUAGACUAAGAGAUAAUUAAGUUUUCCAUCAAUAAUUAGCCAGAAUCUACGACAUUCAAAGAACAACUUAAAACUAUCAAAAACCUUACUUCAUUUGAUAAAGCUACAGAUGCUCCUUAGAGAUUCUAUCAGAUAUUAGCAGUUAUUGAUCACUACUAUCUCAGCAGAAGAGAUGCUGAAGUAUCUUAGACAUAAUUUGAUUAGAUAAAGGGAGGAGGUCAGCUAUUCUAAGACCCAAACUUCAAAGAAUUCAUCAAAACCUUUGUUGAUCAUGACUUUGCGAGACUUUCUAGAAGUAAGUUUGUAAGAAUAGAGGGAAUCCCAAAAGAAUUAGUCCACUUUAAGUUGACAUGGAUGAUGAUUGGUGCAGCUGCUUUUGCAGAUCAAAAUACUUUCCUAUCGCAUUUUUACUUGAAGCCAAUGAUAAUCAAGGACUGUUAUGUGCCUUUCGUUUAAAACUUCCAGGGGGAUUUAGAGUAUCUCAAAAUUUUCAAAAAUAAUGAGAACUUAUCUAGUCUAAAAUGCAUGAAGUGUGGUUAGAUUACUUUCAGAAUUGAGCUUUCAAAUGAAAAAAAUCUCAAAUCAAAGUUCUAUCAGCACGGUGAGAGGAAAUGCAAGAACACAGACACCAAGUAGAGUGAUAAAGCAUGCGAAGGUACUCUCUAAGAUCAUGACCAACUGGAUAUGAAUAAAUUGAUUAAAAGCACUAAUGAGCUCGGACAGCGUUCAUAUAUUGCCUUUGACUUGGAGAAUUAUGGAAACAUCAAGGUUAGAAAUCUUAAGAACUCGCACUCAGCCGUCGGAAGAAUAAUCUUGCAUAGCGUGUUUAUGCUUAGCUUGGCAUUUACUAAUUACGAUAAUGAGAUAAUGGGACUAAUAUUGAUAGACUACCUUUUCUCUGGGCAAGCUUAUGACACCUAUCUGCAUAGGACUCUCGAAUAUCUCUCACAAUGCCUAAACAAAGAUUGGGAAUUUCUGAGAGAUACUUAUUUCAUUAAUGAUGAGAAAGUCGCAGAGCUAAUUCACUAUGUUAUUCUUGGAAUCGUUAAAAACUAGAAUGGUGCUUUUAAUAUUGAAUUCUUGAAAGAUCGUCAACGAAGAGAAUAACUUGAAUCGAGCUUUGAGAGUCUUUGCGACCAAGUAUUCAACGAUUUGUCAAAGUUCUUUGAAAUUCAGAUAGGCUGCAGAACCGAGAUAGAAAUUCAUAUGUAGGAAUUCAAUGAAGUUGGGGCUAAUGACUGUUUUCAGCUUCUUAGAAAUAUAAACACCAUCAGCAUCAAAUAAUUUGAAAAGCACAUUAUGGACGAUCCUAAAGACUCAAACGACAAGAAGGAGUACUCAGAUUUCUUUAAAAUCAUAUUUGAACAGAAAGAAUCACUUAGAAGCAUAAGAAAUCUGAAGCCAUUGGUUCAAUGGGCUAGAUACAUUUUUGACAAGUGGAACACUUAGCUUACCUAUGAUGAAGCUAAUGAGAUGACUUUGAUAGAAGCCAUACAGAGAGACUUCACACUGAAUCAAAGCAGCAUAGACUAUUAAACGAGAAUUGAAAAGGACUAUAAGAAAUUCAAGAAUGCUUGGAAUUGCUUUGCUGGACUUAUCAUUAGAGAUUACCAGAAAGAUAAAGGAGUGGAAGUUGUUAUACCAAAAAUCAAUGAUCAGUCAAAGCUGAUCUUAUGUUGCUUGACUAAGGAUAAGAUCAAUUAGCCAGGCCACAUCUUCUUUAUAUUACUUAAAUACUUAGCAACAAAGUAAAAUAAUGUGCUAGCUCAAGCUGAAAAACUUUUCAACGAAAACAAUAUCAAUUCAAUUAAAUUCCCAAGAAUACAAUUACUAAAUCUCAGGAAAGAGCAAAUUAUUUACUUCAGAGAAAAAUAAGAGCCUAAAUCUGACAGAGGAAAAAUAGGUUAAGUGCAAAAUGAGGAGUUAAAGAAGUAAUGUUCACAGGUAGAAAGGCAAGAUUCAGGAAGCAAUGUGGAAAAUAAUAUAGCCAAUUAGAGUCUUAAUCGAAAGGAAGAGGAGAGAGAGCUUGAAGAGGAAAAAUUCGAGCAAAUCAUAAUUGAGAAUAGUGCCUGCGGUCUGAAAUACAGAUAAGGUAUGCAAGUGGAGUAUAACAUUCAAAUGAUAAAAAACUCUACCAUUGAAAAUCUCUUUAAGGGCAAACACUUUAUUGAUUUGGAUGAAUAGACUUAGAAGCUUAACUUCCAGUAUGUAAAUCUGGGCAAUCUUUAUUCUUAGUUUGAGGUCAUCAGACAGAUAAAAUAAGAGCCCAUCCCUGAUAAUAUAGUCUAGAAUAUCAAAGAGUAAAGGAAUAUAGAGAAGAUUCAUCAGUUUCUUGGACAAUUGAGGGUAACUAUGAACUACAUUGAAAGCUCAGAUGCCGCCGAAGAUAAGGACAAGGAAAACAACUUCGGAGAGUCACUUCUGAUUACUUAUAUGAAACUCUUAAAGAUUUCAAAUGAAGAGAAUAUACUGGGUUUUGAUUUCAAGAUUAAAAAUAUAAUAAGUCUCUAUGAGGCAAUCGAGCAAAGAGUAGAGGAUAUUGAAGUAAAGAACAUAUAUAUCAGGUAUUAAGAUGAGCUAACAGAACAGUAGAAUAUUUAAAUUGGAAAAUUGAUACUUUAAAUUUAGCUUCCGAUUAUUGAGCAAAUGAUGCAUAUCAUUGGUAAAUUUUGCAUCAGAUAGCUAAGAAACUUACAAAAAGAGCUUUUAAACCAGAAGAUUUUUGUUUACUUGUUAGAGGAUAAGAAUGAACCGUUAUUUGAAGAAUAGAAAGAAGUGAAGUAAAAAUUCAACGAACUUCAAAGCACAUAGGUAGAAAUCAGACAAGCAAAAUGCGUUUACGACAGGCUCAGAAAGCAAUUUUUAAAGUUGAUGAAUGAUUAGCGAGCUGCGAUGGACAGAGAAAGACAGGAGCAGAUUAAUGCCCAGUAAAUUGAUGGAAUCAACUCCAAUGAUAUCUUUUAAAGAAACUAAACCAGGCUUUCCAGAAAUAGAGGAAUAAGGAGAAAUUGA
Stylonychia lemnae is the source of this 6669-nucleotide messenger RNA. The record is from the annotation of a GenBank genome assembly. Lineage: Eukaryota; Ciliophora; Spirotrichea; Sporadotrichida; Oxytrichidae.